UUUAUGAUUUUUAUUCGUGCGAUGUUUUGUGUAUUUUCUAGAACUUGUUGAACGAAUUACUUCUACUUCUAUCUUGCAUUUGACAACGCUUUGUGUGUUUACAGUUUUACACACUCAAUAGAAAUUUGUGAGACUAAGAUGAUUUAACGAUAAUAGCGAUAACGUUGUGUACGUAUAUUAUCAAAAUACGGUACUGAAAUUUAUCAAUUUAACGAUAAUAUCUCUUUAAACAUUGUCUUCUCAUUGUUAAUGUUCGCUUCUGGUUAUAUAUUUGAAUGUUAAAUAAUAUCCUGUAAAACACAUGGCAGACCAAGAUACUACAGAUUAUCAUGCACUUUGUGCAAAUGAUGAAGAUGAUAUUGAAGGCUUAAAUGAGAGAUUGUUACAGGUAUUAUCUGCGCAGAAAGUUUCGUCACAAAUUGUUGAAAGUAGUAUAUCUAGACCAUUGGGUAACAUCAACACUAAUAAAGACAACAUUAAAAUAAAAAAUGAAACUUCUGCCUCGUCACCAUUGCUUAGUCAUUAUAAAUGUGAUCGUUCCUUUUUAUACCAUGACAGUCCAGUUAAUUUACCAGCAUCACCAAUAUAUCUUCCACCCAUUGGUGUAUUUUGGGACAUCGAAAAUUGUCGUGUUCCCAAAGGAAGGUCUGCUAUGGCUGCGACACAAGUAAUUCGAGACAAAUUUUUUAGUGGUUACAGAGAAGCAGAAUUUAUUGUAGUUUGUGACGUUCGUAAAGAGAAUAGCCAGAUUGUGAAGCAAUUAAAUAAUGCUCAGGUUAAUUUGAUUCACGUUGAUACAUGGUGUAAAAAUGCUGCUGAUGAAAAACUCAAACAAUGUAUUAGGAGGUUUGCAGAUAUUCAUGGAAGUCCAGCAGCUAUAAUUUUAAUAUCGAGUGAUAUUAAUUUUGCUGCUGAUCUCAGUGAUUUACGUUAUAGGAAAAGAAUCCAUGUGAUACUUCUACAUAUGAAGAAAACUUCCGAAGCAUUAAUACUCUGUGCCAAUGAGCAUUAUGACUUUUCAGAACUAAUGGAAUCACUGCCGUCCAGGACUGUUGAGGUUGCCACAUUUUAUGACUUACUUGUUAGUAAUCUUCCUCAAGAUCAAGACGUUAUGUCCAUUAAACGUCGUCUUAAACAAUUGUCUGAAAACUGUGGUGGUCGAGUAGUAGAAAUCCAAUCGAGUACUGCAGUUGUACGUUUUACUUCACAAAUCUAUGCAGAAAGGGCUCAAAAGCGUAUGGAUGGAGAAAUUGUACUAGGUUCAGAAAUUACUGUAAAAUUUCAAGAAGAGAAGGCUUUUCAGAAAUCUCAAGGAAAUUUUACAAGCAGGAACCGUGCAGUAAGUGAAUCGGAAAUUGUUACUAAUUCUUCGAGACAAAUGUAUAGUGCAAGUGCUUCGGUAACGAGUGGUAGAGCACUUCAAAUUCCGCAUUAUCAGUCAUCGACUCCAGUUAUUGGAGCAUUCGGUUCCACAACAUGGAAUGCUCAUUGUACUCCCGUAUCCGCACCAACAACAAUGAUUCAACCCCCGCCUAUUUUUGUUGGGCGAACGUAUUCAAAUAGUAAUAAUGUAACGUUCAAUAGAGCGUAUAACGAACUUGCAAGGGUCCAAUCACCAUUGUUUUGGCAAAUCCCCGGUUCGCAACAAUUUGGUCAUAUGUGGGAAGAACAAUAUAAAGUUGAAAAGACAAAAGUUCUUAGUAGAAGACUUCAUAUCCCGCAGGCUCGGGAAAACGCUGUUGCGAGUAAUGUAGCCACGCGAAAUUUCAAUGGAAAUGGACAUUCUCAAUCGAAUUCAUUCAAACGUCGUAGUCCAUCUCCAAUGUGUGAUCUACAGCCACGAGAACGAAAUCAAUGGAAUGGACAGAAUCAAAAGUCUGCACGAAGUACCAGGACACCUUCACCUUACGAGAAUAGCGUGCAAACAAUGAGCCAACAAUGUGCAAAUACUUCUCCUUAUCAUCCAAGUGAUGCAGAAAAUGAAGAAGUUGAGAAAUUUUUCAAUCCAAUAAAUACUCACAAUGGAACUUCGAUGAGUAAUGAAACAUGCACGCCCAUUGAACUGCAAGUAACUAACUUAGACCAAAAUAUUAAUCCAAAAAAAUUAAGACAUAUGCUCGCUUCUAUAUUCAUGGAACAUGUGAUGGUGUUAAAUGUGUUUAUUUUUACACAGUCCGAUGGUAACUUUGCUGCAAGCGUUAAAGUACCGUCUUUGUCGGACGCCCAAUACGCUAUUUCUCAAUUACACCGUCGUAAAGUAGGAUAUAAACGUAUUUUAAUAUCUUACGCUCGUAGCGGUCGAGCAAGUCCUCAAGUUAUACGGGCACAAAUUGUAAUGUUGUUACAAGAAGUGCCGGGUCACAAACUUCCUCUUUUCAAGUUUCGAGAAAUGUAUGAGAGUCGUUUUAUGAUUACUAUCAGCGUUUCGGAAUUAUACAAAAUGAAAGAUGUAUGUAUCAUAACGGAAGAUCCUGGUGGUAGAAUGAUUUCUCUUAAUCCAGACCACAGGAAUACGCCAUCGCCAUGUUUAAAUACUACAACUCAGGAGGAGCAAGUUGAGUCGCCAUAUUGCACUAGUCAUACGCUAAAACCUUGGUCUGAUAAAGGAUGGGCUGAACAAAAAGUAGCUUCACUUCCAAAUGUAAAAAUUUCUUUAAAACUUCUUGAACCACGUAUUCGUCAGUUAUUAUCUACGCAUAAUGGAAGUUUACCACUGCCUAGUUUGCCAAAUUGUUACGAAGCUGAAUUCAAAGAGAAACUACAAGUAGUGGAAAGUGGGGUACCUUUGGAACACCUAGUAUCUUGUUUAUCAUGUGUAGAGUUAAAACAGGGUAUUGGUAGCGUGAAAUAUCUUAUUUGGACAGAAAGUAAAACUUAUGAUAGUAAUUGCGAAGAAAAUAAGUGUGUAAGUCCCCCACUUGCCAACCAGUUAGCACUUUUUAGUCGUGAGUUAGUCGAUCUCCUAAAAACUGCUCCACACUGCCAAUUACUGUUCAAUCAAUUUAUACCUGCAUAUCACCACCAUUUUGGAAGACAGUGUAGGGUUGCUGACUACGGGUUCACUAAAUUGAUUGAUUUACUGGAAGCGCUUACGCAUACUGUACAGGUUAUGGGCGAAGGAAACAAUCGCGUCGUAACGUUGUCUCAUCGUGCCCAAGUACGUCGUUUCACAUCUGAUCUAAUAAGAGUUUUAAAGUCUAAAGCCAGUAAACAGGUCGCACUUUCAGAAUUUCCAAGUGUAUAUUCUAGAGUAAUAGCUAAAGCAUGGGAUAUCGUGGAUUAUGGUGUGUGUGAAAUGGAAGAUAUCCUUAGCGAAGUGUCGGAAAAUACUGUUGUUGUCACUACAAUUAAUGGUGGUGAUAAAAUGAUAACAAUUCCUAAACGGGAACAAACUGCAGAAGAGAUUGAACGAACAAAAAAAUUUGCUGUAGAGGUUGUGGAAUUGUUAAAACACGCACCUCAGUGUAGAAUGCAAUUUAAUAAAUUUGUACCUUCGUAUCAUCAUCAUUUUGGUCAUCAGUGUCGUGUAUCGGAUUAUGGAUUUACCAAAUUAAUCGAAUUAUUUGAAGCUAUACCUGACGUAGUCAAGAUCGAAGAUGAUAAUUCAGGAGAAAGACAAAUUUCUCUAGUAGAAAAGCGAGGUCUUCGUGUACUUUCUGAACAACUAUCAAAAUUAAUUAUACCACAUGGUCAUCUUGCUGUUAAAGACAUUUUACGAAAUUUCUUAUGUCAGUUUGGUUAUGCUCUAAAACCAGAAUUAUUUGGCUGUACUUCUGUAUUGCAACUUAUGGAGAAACUUACAGACACUAUACGGAUUAUAUAUUUACGAAGUGGGGAACCAUUUGUAAUGAUGGAUGAACAUUACUUGGAACAAUUAACCCUACAGUGUCGUCGAGUGUUGAUGGAUAAACCGCAACAUAGAAUGCCAGUUAAAGAGUUUCAACAACUCUAUGCACAGUAUUAUGAACCAUGUAACAUAGACACACUUUUGAAAACUUUACCUUAUGUAGUUAAGUCUAUAACAGUGAGUGGUGAACAAUUAAUAGAACUUACUCCAUUACAUUGUUUCGCUUGUGACUUAUAUCGCGUAAUGAUGACCUGUGGUGGAACACUAAACCUCUCACAGUUUGAGGCAGCUUACUUCCAAACUACAGGUUUUAUUUGUAAACCUGAGAAAUACGGGUAUUCAAGCAUUUUUAUACUUUUACAAGCUUUACCUUGUACGGUUACAGUAAAAAUAUUAAAUCGAAAAGAGAAGAUUAUAACGCUUAAUGAAAAACUUGCUGCCGUUGGUAUACCAUUACCGCCGACGUACACAUCACCAUCGUCAUAUUGUGAUACGGACUCUAAUAACAAAUCGUUUGAAAGUGAUUCUUCUUUCUGCGUAAACGUUCCCAAUAAUUCGUGUGCGUUAAAGGAACAUGUGAAGAAAUGGACAGAACAAACAAUAGGAAGUCAGCAUUCUUGGAAGCAUCCUGAGGAAAACAGUGUGUGGUCGAAGGAAUCUGAUAAGCACUGGAAAACGUCGUCUUCGGAAGAUCAAUUAGGUAAUUGGGCAUUAGAAGAGAACGGAAGUGAAAGCUUUCUUAAAAGCUUAAUGCGUACUCCGAUCAUAUCGCAUGGCUUUCCACCGCCCCCGCCUAAACCAGAUUCUCCACCUGAGAAUUUGACUAAGAAUCAGUGGGAAUCCUCAGUGUGGAUGAUUCCAGCGAAGUUCACCUAUCCACAAGAUGAACAUGCUACUAAUGUGCAGGUUCCUCCACUAACUUUACCUCCUUCCUGGAGUCAAAUUGUAUCCGAUAAUAGUGCGUCUAACUUAUUAUCACCGACAAAAAAUUUAUUACCAGCUGCUGCAAACCCUUUAAAUCCACGUACAUCACCUUACUAUUCCUCCAAACGCAAUUUGGUCGUUGCUCCUCAUCCUUCCGAAUUGCCACUUCCGUCGCUGUCUUUAACUCCCAAAAAAAACGUAUCUUCGGAAAAUAUUGUAACUACACAAAUCUUCAUGGACAAACAAGAAAAUACUGUCAAUCAUUCAACGGAUGAUGUAACUCUCACAAGUACUGAAAACGAUAGCAGUAAUACGGAGGACGGCGACAACGAUAACGAAAAAUACAAUACUCCUACAAAGCAGUUAUUCACAAGUAAACGUCGCUUAGCUGCUCAAUUUAAUCAACCGAUUGAAUCAUAAAGAACGGCAUAAAGUUCGAAAAUUUACAAUCGUAUCACAUACGCUAAAAGCGAAGAAGCCAGAAUCGAAACAUUUUCUAAUCUUGAAAUGUGUCAUUGGGAUUGGAUAAAUAAGGGAUUUGUAACAUCUCGGUAGGCUGUCACACAGCUGGCUCAAUACCUAUUCACCGUUCCCUAAAUGGUAGGUACAACUCCCUAAUUUAUAUUUGAAAUAUGGUAGUAAUAUAUCGAUUUGAUACACACGACAAAGAACAGAAUUUAUUUUCAAGAAUUAUGAAAAUAUACAUAUGUAUAAAUAUCUAUAUACUAAGUAGCUAGGAUUUUUUAUUUGAAAAUGUGAAUAAGUGUGCGGCGUUUAUACCGAGUGAUAUGUAUCUAUUGUAUUGCAUAUAAAAUUCAUGUAGCAUUUUUAAUACUGUGAUAUAGAAUAGAAAGAGAGUACAAAUGAAAGCAAUGGACGAAAAAAGCUGAGUAAAGGCAGUGAUUGUCUACAUUUCGUAGGUUUGGGCCAGUUUCCUAUAUUGAAUCAUAUUAUUUUUGUUAUAAGAAAAUCUUUGAAUCAAGUUCCUUUUAUUAUUAAUAAAAUAGCAAAAUAUUUGUUGCAAUUUUAACUUUAUUUAACGAAUGAUUUGCCGUAAAUGAAAUUUUAUUAGCCCAUUCCUAUCGAUUUAUAGUGAAUUAUUGUCACAGAGAACGAAUUGUAUUCUGGGAAUCAAGGUGUAGUGAUUAAAUUGUUGUAACCAACUAUAAUGUCGUUAUCAACUAUGAUAUCGAAUACAAUUCAUUUUUAUCGGUUAUUCAUCUACCAUGUAUUUUCAUUUGUACAAUUAUUUUUUCCAUUUGUGUCAGUUACUACCCUUCAUUAUUGUCUGUUCGUUUUUAUAGCAUAUGUGAUUUUUUUAAUUGUAUUAUGAGUGAAUGUGGUUUGAAUACUUUUAUGAUAAUUCAAAGAUAUUAUACGAUAUUUUGAAGUGUCAUACUAUUUCAUUGUGUGUAAGAAAAUGUUUUUAAUGGAAGGAAUAUUUAUCACCAUUAUUGUAAUAGUCAUUACCACAUAGCUGAAAAUCGCAAGAAUGUAAAAUGCAUAUUGUACUUGGAAUCAGACUUUAUGAAUUCCAUUGAAACUAAUUCAUUGAAAAGACUGUUAAAUGGUGACAGGUAAUAGAAAUUUUAUCGAAAAUAAGGCAAAAGAAAAAAAAUAUAUAAUUGUAUCAAUCAGAUUUCAGCAUUUAAUGAUGGCUACUUUUAACAACGGUACUAUUUCACUAGAAUAUUUUCUGUUUUCAUUAACAAACGAGAACAGUUUAAAAAAAUAUAUAUUGAUGACAUUCGUUAUCUACAAAAGUACAUUAUUAGUAGAUUUAAUAAAUACUGUAAGAAAAUGGUAGGAAAGAUUGCUCCCUUUGAAUUGUGUAAAUGAUCUUGUUGAUCUCAUAUUUUACUGUAAUUAUUAAGGAAUAUUUUUAUCGAAAAUGAAGUGUGUAUAGAAUUUCGCACACGUGAGGAAGCCCGAAUCACAUUUUGUAACAAUUAUGAGUUGCUAGAUUUAAAAAGCAUUAUUAAUUGCCACUAUGUAAUCAUAUUCUAUGUUCGGUACAUUGCUAAAAGAAUGAAAGAAUGGCAAUAAAUCUUAUCAAUGAAUCUAAUGUGCUGGAACAUUCACGAUCGUUACUCGACAAUCAUGUAUUAAUAUUUUUAUGAGGCUUCCUAAAUAGUAUCCUGCGAUCAUUAAACAACUGUUAAUUUAUUUGGAACAUACGAGAUAAUUUUGUUACAUGUUAUAUAUUUAUUAUGUAAGGAUGGAUUCUAUUAUAUUUUUUAUUUACAUGGAAGUGAUCAUUUUUACUUUGUUUUUUAAAUUGUAUGAAGUUGACAAUUUGAAUUUUCUAUUAGUCAUAAUACGUUUUUUUUUUUAUUAUUAAAAAAAUAAUCACACGAAGUCAAAAUUUGUAACAUUAUGCACUUAUAUGGAUAAUUCCAUACAUAUUUAUUAUUUCGGAUACAAUUUGUAGUGAAUUUUACACAACUAGUUUGAGAUAACAUUCCGACUAAUAGAAAAUUGAAUUGUACAUUAUGCAAGAAAUGUCAAAAUACAUAAAGCUUUGUAAUUAAUAAUUGUAUCAGACAGUUUUAUUGUAAUAACGAAUGUAAACAAAAAUGUAUAGUAUACAUGAUCGAUGGAAUCUUCUAAACAAGUAUUUAAUAAAAUAAUUUGUUAUACGUAUACAAUA
Messenger RNA from Hylaeus anthracinus, 7421 nucleotides. It is a transcript of the gene Marf1, whose product is annotated as meiosis regulator and mRNA stability factor 1. Gene Ontology annotation, cellular component: peroxisome; cytoplasm. The transcript is spliced from 26 exons. Lineage: Eukaryota; Metazoa; Arthropoda; Insecta; Hymenoptera; Colletidae. The coding region runs from base 302 to 5191 and encodes 1629 amino acids. Gene Ontology annotation, molecular function: mRNA base-pairing post-transcriptional repressor activity; RNA nuclease activity; CCR4-NOT complex binding. Gene Ontology annotation, biological process: post-transcriptional gene silencing. The record is from RefSeq and is a predicted model, not a curated record.